GAGGAUUCUAACAUGGAAGCUGGAGAGUAUACCCACUUUAAUAAUAAUCAAGAACUGUUUGUAAAAAUUAAAAAAAAAUAAAACCACUCGUUUUGGCUUUUACGGAAGUACCCCUAAAUUCGUCAAAAUCAAAGUUCGUCAAAUUACAAAGAAACGUAAGCAACGGGACGAAACGUUCAGAGCGGAUUCUAGAAGGAGCUGGCCUCAUUAAUGGUUUCAUCAUUAUCAUCAUCAACUCUUAUCUUGCAUUAUAAGAGCUCUGGAAGACUGCUGCUUUAUCUAUUCGGUUUUUCCUCGCUUUGUUCAGUCUUGGCAAAUGUACCAAAAAAGAAAAGACAGUAUUUUGUUCGGGUGUGGUUCUUAAGUCAAGCAAUUUCAGUAAAUCCAACAAGAAUGGCUAAGAGCGUAUUCAAGCAAGAGCAUGACUUGGAACAGAGAAGUGCUGAAGCUGCAAGAAUUAGGAAGAAAUACGUUGAUAGAAUUCCAGUGAUUGUAGAGAAGGCUGAGAGAAGUGAUAUCCCCUACGUCGACAAGAAAAAAUACCUUGUCCCUGCUGACCUGACAGUGGGCCAAUUUGUGUAUGUAAUUCGGAAGAGAAUUAAACUGAGUGCAGAAAAGACAAUCUUUAUAUUUGUGGACAAUGUCCUUCCACCAACAGGAACUAUAAUGUCCACCAUUUAUGAUCAAAAGAAGGAUGAAGAUGGAUUUCUUUAUGUUACUUACAGUGGGGAAAACACAUUUGGGUAGAAUAAGAUUGUGUAGCCUGAUUUUCUGUUUCACCGGUUUCCUAUCCAGAAUUUUCUGGCAUCACAAAACUGGCAUCCAGCCAAAUAGAUGUACUUGUUCUGUGUCUACCUGUACAGUUCUACUUUGUACAUAACAUAACAACAAACUGUUUAUUGAUGUUCCUGGGACGUAAGAUAUCACAAGGGUUCUUCAGCGCCCUUAGGCAAAAGUGAUUCUGAACUACAUAGAAACUGAACUGACUGCACGCAUCUUUGCUCC
Messenger RNA from Juglans regia (Persian walnut), 1005 nucleotides. RefSeq names its product autophagy-related protein 8f-like. NCBI's taxonomy places the organism in Eukaryota, Viridiplantae, Streptophyta, Magnoliopsida, Fagales, Juglandaceae. The transcript has 7 exons. The coding region runs from base 211 to 747 and encodes 178 amino acids. Gene Ontology annotation, biological process: cellular response to nitrogen starvation. The record is from RefSeq and is a predicted model, not a curated record.